UGUAUGUGGGCGCGCGGGGAGGCGGUCAUUGUCCAUCCACAGUAUAUAAGCGGGCUGAGGCCAGUCGUGUGCCAGGCUCACCGGCUCGCACGAGCUGAUCCGGAGCAGAAAGACACAGAGAGUCGCGUGCCGUUUGUCCGAACCCUCGGUGCUGUUGGAUCUGAGCUCAGAGAACUUCUGCACACUUCAGAACCGAACCAGAACAUGGACUCCGUCUAUUCCGACAUCGACAGCAACAGCUGCGACUUCUUCACAAACACCGACGACGAGGAUUCCCGCGGGAGCGUGCGCUCCGCGUCCCCGGAGCCCGAGCAGCAACAGAAGAAGAGGCGCAGGGGGCGCACCCGUAGUGAUUCCACCGUGCAGGUGGUAAAGAAGAACCGGCGCCUGAAGGCCAACGACCGGGAGCGGAACCGCAUGCACAACCUGAACGACGCGCUGGACGCGCUGCGCGGCGUCCUGCCCGCCUUCCCGGACGAAACCAAACUCACCAAAAUCGAGACUUUGCGUUUUGCGCACAACUACAUCUGGGCUCUGUCCGAGACCAUCCGCAUCGCCGACCUGCAAGUGGGGAAGACCGGCGACGCUCCUCUGCUGCUGAGCUCUUCGCGCCUCGGGGAUGCCCCCAGUCCCGGCAGCGAUGCCUACUCGUGGAGCUCCAGCGGCUCCUCGUCCUCCUCCUCAUCCCCGGCUUACUCCUCUAACCCGGGCAGCCCCGCCGCGCCGGAGGACUACAGCUACCUGCAGCAGGACGCACUGUUUGGCUUCCGCAGCUUCGUGCCGGGCAUCUACUGAGGACCGCGGGGGCCCCGCGGACUGACAGACCCCAGAAAUGUAGACACGUGACAGAAAGAACCACAGUUUGCCUUACUGAGCUAAUUUCUCUGCUGAGAGGAGAUGAAAUGCCUUGAUUUAAUUUUGUUUCUCUCUGAAAGCCUUUGCACUCCCCCCUAUCCCCCUCAGUCUGCAGGUUACAGUCAGGUUUACAGCUUCUCCUCCUCUUCCUCCUCUUCCUCUUUUCUUCUUCUCGGAGGUGAAAAGUCAAUUUUACAAUUUGUAAAGUGAUGAAGCAGAAAACUGAGCGUGGAAAUCGAGUUUCAGCUUCAACAAAGGACUGAAAGGAGCUGCCCCCUAUUCAUUAUUCUGCCCCCCCUCAUACACACAUACGCACGCUCGCUUCAUCACCCUCCUCUCUGUUAGAUUAUUGUUGUUUUUAUUUAUUUUGUUUGGUCACAUGAUCUGU
This is a messenger RNA of Melanotaenia boesemani (Boeseman's rainbowfish), 1243 nucleotides long. RefSeq names its product neurogenin 1 (gene neurog1). The record is from RefSeq and is a predicted model, not a curated record. Gene Ontology annotation, molecular function: protein dimerization activity. NCBI's taxonomy places the organism in Eukaryota, Metazoa, Chordata, Actinopteri, Atheriniformes, Melanotaeniidae. The transcript has 2 exons. Bases 4 to 795 code for a protein of 263 amino acids.